Molecule: messenger RNA, 3723 nt
Organism: Durusdinium trenchii
Lineage: Eukaryota; Dinophyceae; Suessiales; Symbiodiniaceae
Source: the annotation of a GenBank genome assembly
AUGAAACAAGUGAAGGAAGCUCUAGCUGCGAAGCUGAAGCGACCGGAAGUCACGCGGAACGGUCGCAUGGUGGUGGAGAACCCCAGUGGGGAGCUGCUCCCGGUGCCGGAUGGCCAAAGGCUGGGUGGCAAAAGGCAAGUCUUCAUGGUGGGCAUCACCUUGUCGCCCGCUCCAGCCAGUCCAGCUCCGCGGGGCGCUGCGGCUGCGGGCACCGCGCAGGACGUGCAGCGCUUUGUGACGCCGCUCUCGUACCGCAUGAAGAGGAACAAAGAGAAUUCCGAGGCACCACCGAGUCCAGUGGAUGAGAUCGGGUGGAUGCAGGGCACCGUGAUCCGGGACAAUCCGGAAGGAGUCCUUUCUGCCGCCAGCGGCACCGAAAGCAAGGAGAAUGAGAGCCAGAGCACCGGCAUCGAAGCAGAAGAUGCCGGAAGCGAUCCGGAAUGCUUGACGGCCUCGAAGUCGGCGUGUCGGAUGAUUACGCCGCUGGAGCUCUCGCGGAAGACGGAUGUGCAAAGAAGAGGUGGUGCAGGUGCCAAAGGCAAGGCCAAAGCCAAAGCGCUUCCCAGGCCAAACGUGCCGAAGCCAGGCAAGCCAGGUAUAGGUGCCCGGGCCGACCGGAAAACCACUGCUGGUGAGGCUCCAGCGAGCGACGCAUCGGCCUUUGCCUCAGCUCCUCUUCAGACUGGCCCUCCACAGAGGGUUGUGCGGGCGACAGUGGUUCCGCCCCCGAGCGCUCCAUUGGCACCAGUGCCGCCGGUGCCGGACCUCUCGGCCAGCAUGCCGCUGGCGAGCCCCAGGGGCGCCUACACCGUCUCGGUGCCCAUCGCCUACGCCUCUCGGAUGCCCAGGAGCUCCUCUCCGGCAGGGCUGGGAACUCCAGACAGGCCCAUUGGAGUUCCGACCGUAGCGCUGGCACCCGGAAUUCCCGCCACGGUCGACCCGGUUUCAGGACUGCAGCGGCAGCCUGGCAGCUGCAGCAUGCCUCGAUUCUUUGCGCAGUCCUGCUCGGUGCCAUCGCUCCUAACGACGACCAAGUCGCCUGAGCCUGUGCCAUCCCUGGCACAAGUGGUCAUCCAGCAGUUGAACACACCUUCGCGUGAGGUGCGUCGUUCCAUCGCCUGUCCACUGACCGCCCGCGCGCGCCUCGAGCGCUCAGAGCCGCUGACCGCGGUGGUCGCGUCGCCACGCGCGGCGGCGGUGGUCGCGGUGCCCGGAAUGGCGCGGGGUGCGAGGGCGCAGAAGGGCAGCCCCAGGCGUCGGAUUGCGGACUUCAAGCCCUUGCUGAAGGAGCUCUUUGAGGAUGAGCCGGAAGCGCAAUCUGCGCAGCAGCUGCAGAACCAAAUCGAACAGCUGCAAAAGCUGCAGAAGCUCUUGCAGAGGCAGCAAGAGGGCUUGAAGCAGCAGCAGAAGGCCCAGUCCUAUCAACCGGCCCACCGGGACGCUGCUUCUCCCCGAGGCGGCUCGAAGGUGCCCAAAUCCAACGACGCGGAGCCGAAAGCCACACGGGAUCGGCCCUUGAACCUAGGCGAGGCCAAAGAGCUCCUGAAGGCGUUUCGGGAAAUCGCCAGCUCGAAGGAGUUCCAGCGGACUCUGGGCAACAUUCACAAGCAAGGGCCGGAUUCCGUUCAAAAGAUGCAGCCGAUUUUCAUUGCGCAGUCGUUCAAUCGGACGAUGGCGAUGUAUGACUUCCCUCUGACCACAGAGGGCUACCAGGACAUGGCCAGAGGAAUCGGCAAGCAUGCCUGGAACGUCCACGUGAAAGCACAGGCUCACGAGGUGGAACGCCUCUUGCGCAUGCCUCCCGGCGCCUUCUUUGGCAUCCCCGGCGAGCCGGGCCAGGAGCCCGAGUAUCCGCCCCUGGAGCCGGAUCCGCCGAAGCCGAAAGCGGCGGGUCGCCCGGCCGCGCCCAAACCGGCGCCGAGCAAAAUGGGACUUGUGACUUUUGUACAGGUUGUGGCGCGGCAUGCAGUGGACAACGUAGAGGUCCAGGUGCCGAUUGCUGGAACUCCAACAAUGGCUCGUCGAUUCCGUGGUGCAGCCCUGCUGGUAGCUGCGAUGCGUGAGAUGGCAGCCGGCUUAGCCACUGGGCUGGUUGGUUUGCUGAGCGAAUCUGCUCGCGCAUAUGAUUUGCCAGAUUUGCCCUACGCUUAUGAUGCGCUGGAACCUUCCAUUGACAAAGCGACCAUGGAGUUCCACCAUGACAAGCAUCACCUGACCUAUGUGACCAACAUCAACAAGGCAAUGGAAGGAAAGAGUCAGCCACCCCUUGUGGAACUGCAGAAGUCGGCAAUCAAGGACGGGGCUGCCUUCCGUAACAGUGGUGGAGGUGCAUACAACCACAACUUCUUUUGGUUGGAGAUGGCACCUACUGGCAAGGGAGGGAAACCAUCGGAGAAGUUGUCGAAGGCCAUUGACGACUCCUUCGGGUCAAUGGAUGACUUCAAGGCAAAGUUCGAGGCAGCAGGAGCUCCCGGGGCGCGCUUUGGCUCUGGCUGGGUUUGGUUGGUUGUGACUGAUGACAAGAAGCUGGCCAUUACCUCGACCCCCAAUCAGGACAACCCUUUGAUGGAUGGAGUUGAGGGCACGGCAGGCAUCCCAAUCUUGGGCUGCGACGUGUGGGAGCAUGCCUACUAUUUGAAAUACCAAUAUCGCCGUCCAGACUACAUCAAGGCCUGGUGGGAUGUGGUCAACUGGGAUCAGGUGAGUGCAUGGUAUGAGGAUGCCUUGGGUGGCAAGGCACCCACCGCGGACUCGGCGACUUCCGCUGCAGCCCUGAGCGGCCGCAAGACCUCAUCGUCUUUCAAUUUGAAGUUGGGCUUUGAAGCCAACGUCAGAGUGGAGCUGCCGCAAAAUGCAACCUUCUACGACUGCAAGCAGGCCAUCUCCAAGCUCCUGGGCAGAGAUGAGAUCCUGCGCAAGGGAAGGUUAGUGCAGAAGAAAGGCGGACUCUACUCAGCCUACAAGGCUGGGGAUGAUGAUUUCGUGGGUGAGACGCGACAGGUCUUGGUGCUGGGUGCGGACCUUCAGACCGUCCAACCAGAUGAGCCCAUGCCACCAGUGCACCCUUAUGCGGAUGUGGGCCGACCCCCUUCUCGACCACUGAAGGGAGAGAGCGAUGAUGAGGGGCCUCCAAGACCGCAGCCCUACUCGGUGAGGAGCCGAGUGCAUGAAGAGCUGGAAGCAGCGCCGCGGGUGAACGACCUUCCACAGACUCCAAUGCCCCCGCCACCUCCGCAGCUCCAGCCGAAGCCGACGCCGAAGCCCAAGCCCAAGCCAGUGCCGCGGCCGCCGCAAGAAUACGAGAUCACGAUCAAGCAUGCGGUGGAACCAGGCGAAGUUCAACUAAAGAUCUGGAGCAACUGGACCUUUGCAGCAGUCCGCGAUGCGCUGGCCAAGAAGCUUCGGCGUGAGGAGAUCCAGAAGAGGGCACGCUUCCUGGCUGAGCCAAGCAUUCUUGACUUGGACGAUGAGAUCGUCGGCUGGACGCACGAAGGGCAUCGGCGAGAGGAGCUGAUGUUGCUGGGGGUUGAGCUGGUGGAGCAGGAGGUGUCCAGUGGCCCUGUCUCAGUGGAGCUCACGCGCAAACUGCUGGAGGAGUUUGAAAAGGCCUGCGCGCAGGAGGAGGUCCAAGCGCAGCUGCAGAAGUUAAUCGAUCGCCAGAAGCUCAGCGGGUGUCGUGUGAGGGUGCUUCUUCCAGCUGGACUGAACACACACACACAGUGA